Messenger RNA from Pomacea canaliculata, 1486 nucleotides. Its product is annotated as cysteinyl leukotriene receptor 1-like. NCBI's taxonomy places the organism in Eukaryota, Metazoa, Mollusca, Gastropoda, Architaenioglossa, Ampullariidae. Gene Ontology annotation, cellular component: plasma membrane. The coding region runs from base 51 to 1223 and encodes 390 amino acids. The record is from RefSeq and is a predicted model, not a curated record. The transcript has a single exon. Gene Ontology annotation, molecular function: G protein-coupled receptor activity. Gene Ontology annotation, biological process: G protein-coupled receptor signaling pathway.
ACACCUUUAACUGUCAUGCAGUGUCUCCCUGUCGGGUAAGCUUACAGACUAUGGCGGUAACCCCGCGUACUAAUAACCUCGAUGACCUUAACUCGACGGUCAACGGCUCUGAGGCAGACGUGGCCGUGACCUUGCCUCUCUUUGGAGCCUUCCUCAUGGCAUGGAAAGUGGCGAGUCCUGUAAUUAUUAUGCUCGGUACCAUCGGAAACACCCUGAUCAUUGUGGUGCUUUACAGGUCAAAGGUCAUGAGCUCUAACAUGACCUCCUACUUUCUAACGAUAGCUGUGUCUGACCUGAUGAACCUGCUUGUAUCCAUAACCCUAAUGUGGCUGAAACAACAGUUCAACAUUCAGGUCUGGACUUUACACGAAGCUUUGUGUAAAAUGACCACCUGGUUAAAUUACACGAGUAACGCUAUGUCCACGUGGACUCUGGUCGUCAUGGUAACCCAGCGAACCAUGUCAAUUCUUUUUCCUCACAGGGUGAACAUUUUGUCAACGCCUCGGUCUGUCGCGCUUAUAAUCAUCGCUUUGUUAACGUUGGCCGCGUUAUCUAACAGCCACUUUCUCUACUUUUCUACCAUCUUUGAGCUCAAGGUGCAGAACAUCACCAUCGUGAAACAAUGUAAUGAGAACUAUGAGGAUGUAGCGACUUCCAUCGCCUUCAGCAUCUUUACGUGGAUCUACACGCUAACUUUCUCCCUACUGCCUUUCGUCGUCCUACUAAUCGAUAAUGUCAUUCUAAUCAGGACGGUAGUGACGUCAACACACGUGGCGCGCAUGCGCCUUGCUGCUGGUAACGAGCAACAGCUGAUGUCCCGCGAGAAGAAAGUGUCAUCAAUGACCCUGACGUUGAUCUUCACAUCGUUAGCGUUCUUCUUGCUCAGUUUUCCUUACGGAGCGUUUGGUAUCUUUCAGAUGUUCAUUAACAACCAGUGGCUGGCUGACGCAGUGACAUACCAAUUGUUGAAUUUUAUUUGGGGAAUCUUCACGCUGAUGAGGUGCUCUAACCACGCCGUCAAUUUCUAUUUGUAUUUCCUAACCGGAAGCAGAUUUAGAGCCAAGUCGGCGGAAAUUCUGUGUGUCUGUAAGAUAAAAAUCUCAACGGAACAGUGUAAGCUGUAUAAAGAGAGUAAGACCACUUAUGACGAAAAAUCGACUGCAAUGAGUCAGUUCAGUGAGAUCACUAGAUGGGGGGACCCUGUGUGCAAAGCUUGCAGGUAACCAGCAUUGUACAGUAUGAGACAGCAUCAGGCAGCAUUAGGCAGCAUUAGGCAGCAUUAGACAGCACAACUAUUUACGCUGACUGAAAGUACAAACGACAUUAAAUACCUCCUUGAUCUGGAUAUUGGGUCGUUCAUGUCAAAUGAGUGGAAAAGAAAAUGUCUUUUUACUUUUUAGACACAUUUACUCGGAUAUUUCAGUUUUAUCACUCUCUGGCUUAUAAGCAACCACACAAGCAAAGUAACAAAAAAAAAACAAAAAAA